Molecule: messenger RNA, 1055 nt
Organism: Galdieria sulphuraria
Lineage: Eukaryota; Rhodophyta; Bangiophyceae; Galdieriales; Galdieriaceae
Exons: 6
Coding region: 26-949 (307 amino acids)
Biological process (GO): retrograde vesicle-mediated transport, Golgi to endoplasmic reticulum
Cellular component (GO): Golgi apparatus; membrane
Source: RefSeq, a predicted model, not a curated record
AUCACUUUUCAUCGAUUGGAGAAGGAUGAUGAUGUUGUACGGGUGGAGAAAGUUGCAAAAGAUUCCUCAGCUUACUCGCAUACUUUUACUCAUAUUUUUAUUGGGUUCCAUUGGUGUUUGGUGGUUCUCUUUGGAAGCCUAUUUUUUACUCGUUCCUGGACUGACUAUUUCAAAUGGAUAUGCUUGGAAUGUUUUUAGUUUUUCUCUUGUGGAUGUUCCUCUUAUGGAGAUGGGACUGUUGCUUAUUCCUUUAGGUAUUGUUUAUUCUAUGUUUGAGAAUUCUUGGGGUGUGAUUCCUUUCGUAUUAUUUUGGAUAUUUGUGUCUGUUACUAGUGCCUUUGCUACUAUCGUUUUACUGUUUGUGCUUUAUACUUUCUUGAGAGAUGAAACGUUACUCUAUGUACCUUUAUCCGGUUCUAUGGCUAUUUUAGGAGGCUUUUUAGUGGCCGUCAAGCAGUUGAUACCUGAUCAUGAGAUUUAUAUAUUACCUCGCCGUUUUCGAUUUCGUUUGAUAGCCAACGAUAUGCCUUUUUGGUUUUUAUUGUGUUUUAGUUUGGGUUGGCUCAGUGGCUUUCGUUGGAUUGGACAGUGGUUCUUAUCCUGUUUGGGUGUUAUCAACAGUUGGAUAUAUUUGCGAUAUUUACAGAAAAGAGAAUAUGGACGAGGUGAUACUAGUGAUUCUUUUCGACUGUUCACUUUACUGCCUAUAAGAAUUCGAGAAUGGAUAUUAGCAUUGUUUCCUAGUUCUUCAAACAAUAAGGAACAUGAUACAGCCAGCUAUAGUAGAAACCUAAUCAAACAAGAUAAUGACAUAUUGCCAGUAACUACAACAGACCCAACAGAAGCUGAACGUCGAAGGCAACGAGCAUUGAGAGCAUUGGAUGAGAGACUUGGCAGCUUAAAGUCUCAUUCUAAAGCAACAACAUCGGAGGAAGGAGAAUUGGUUUGAGUUGUUUUAGGAUAAAGAUUCCAUAAAUAGACACGUCCGUUCAGAGUACCGCAAGCCAAAAGGGAGUCUUGAGGUGCAUAUUGAAUACGCUGAACACUUUCUUUUG